Molecule: messenger RNA, 3678 nt
Organism: Gavia stellata (red-throated loon)
Lineage: Eukaryota; Metazoa; Chordata; Aves; Gaviiformes; Gaviidae
Gene: CHL1
Product: cell adhesion molecule L1 like
Exons: 26
Coding region: 1-3678 (1225 amino acids)
Biological process (GO): cell-cell adhesion; brain development
Molecular function (GO): cell-cell adhesion mediator activity
Source: RefSeq, a predicted model, not a curated record
AUGGAGAUGCUAUUAAGCACAAAAGGGAUCACCAUAUGCCUGUUUUUCUUUCUAUUGAGUUUGGCAGCGGCUAUUGAAAUACCAUUAUCAGUUGCGCAGCUUCCAACAAUCACGGAGCAAUCUCACACCCAAGUUGCCUACCCUUUUGAUGAGGACUUUACAGUUAAAUGUGAAGCUAGAGGAAACCCCCAGCCCACCUUUAACUGGACCAAGGAUGGAAAACCGUUCGAUUUGUUAUCUGACCCGAGGAUAGUUGCAUCUAACAACUCUGGAACAUUUGUGAUUCAAAAUCGAGGAAUCAUCACCAAUUUUCAAGGGAAAUACCGUUGCUUUGCAUCCAAUGUGCUGGGAACUGCCAUGUCAGAAGAAAUUGAACUAAUUGUUCCAAGUGUACCAAAAUUCCCAAAAGAAAAAAUUGAGCCCCUGGAUGUGGAGCAUGGUGAUUCUGUGAUUUUGCACUGUAACCCCCCAAAAGGCAUUCCACCUUUGCAUAUCUACUGGAUGAAUAUUGAUUUGCAGCACAUUCCGCAAGAUGAAAGAGUCUCCAUGAGCCUUAAGGGAGAUCUCUACUUUGCAAAUGUGGAAGAAAAUGACAGUCGAAGCGAUUAUUGUUGCUUUGCAGCAUUUCCAAGACUGAGGACGAUUGUACAGAAAAUGCCAAUGACGCUGAAGGUUUCCCGUUUUAAGCAUGCUAAUGACUCAGGCUCACCUAACGCUGCGGUUACUAAGGCAAAUUUUAUCAAGGAAAGAAAACCCAAACUGCUGAUCCCUCCUGAAUCUGCUGGCAGUAGCUCAUCAGUCACUGUCAUCAAGGGAGGUGUCCUGCUACUCGAAUGUAUUGCUGAAGGGCUCCCAACUCCUCAUCUAAGCUGGGUCAAGGUCACUGGAAACUUGCCCAAGGAUGAACCAGAAACAGAAAAUUUUGGGAAGAUAUUGAAGAUAGACCAAGUGACUGCAGCCGAUGAAGGAACAUACCAGUGCACGGCAAGCAACCCCAUGGGCAGAGCGAAGCACGAGUUUCACGUUCACGUGGAAGAGCCUCCUCGGUGGAUAAAGGAGCCCGAAGGUGGUGUGUACAGCGUAGGAACAAAUCUCGUGCUGCUGUGCGAAGCUAUUGGCAGCCCAGAGCCAACCACUCAGUGGAAACUUAACGGGAUGCCCAUCGAUAGUAGGACCUUCAGAGGGAGAAUCUCUGCCAGAGAGAUCAGCCUUACCAACCUUCAGCUUCAGGACAGUGCUGUGUACCAGUGCGAGGCCAGCAACAAACACGGCACCAUCCUCGCUAGCGCCAACGUGAACGUCCUCAAUAUUGCUCCCUUAAUACUGACCUCAGAUGGUGAAAACUAUGCCACAGUUGUGGGUUACAGUGCCUUCCUGCACUGUGAAAUUUUUGCCUCGCCUGCAGCAGAUAUCAGAUGGACUAAGGACGACAGCAUAGAGCCACUUUCAACAUUACGCUAUGAGUUAAAUAAGAAUGGCACCCUAGAGAUCAAAGAAGCAAAGAAAGAAGACUCAGGAUCGUAUGCUUGCUGGGCUGCAAACUCUGUUGGAAAAAGAGCAAUCACUGCUAAUCUGGAUAUAAGAGAUGCUACAAAACUUGUUGUUACUCCAAAGAACCCCCGAGUGUUGAAAUCACAUUCGAUUUUAUUGAAAUGUCAGUCUGAGUAUGAUUCACACUUGAAACACAGUUUCAAAUUAUCCUGGAGGAAAGAUGGAGAUGAGCUGCCAGUCAACAGCACGGAAUAUGGCAGGAUAAUUCUGGACAGGGAUACACUGUUCAUAUCAAGCGUGACACUGGAGGAUCAAGGAGUUUACACAUGUGUGGCUAGUACUUCUCUGGACAGCGUCACAGCCGAAUCGCGGUUAAUUGUUCUUGAUGUCCCUGCUCCGCCAGAAGACCUUCAGCUCUCAGAAAAUCAAAACCGAAGUGUUCGACUAUCCUGGAAAGCCGGGGCCAGUCAUAACAGCCCUAUUAAUGAGUCGAUUAUAGAGUUUGAAGAGAACCGGUGGGAGCCAGAGAGGUGGCAGGAGCUAACCCGAGCCCCGGGGAAUGACACCACAGCCCUUUUGUCACUGGCCCCGUAUACGAAUUACCAGUUCCGUGUCGUGUCUGUGAACGCUGUGGGAAGGAGCCAGCCUAGCAAACCAUCGCUGCGCUAUGCAACACCUCCGGCUGCUCCAGACAAGAACCCAGAAAACAUCCGAGUUGAAGCUUCUGAACCAAAUGAAAUGGUGAUGAAAUGGGAGCCGUUGAAACCCAUGGAGAGGAACGGGCCGGGGCUGGAGUACAAAGUCAGCUGGCGGCAGCGGGGAGUCGAGGCAGACUGGAACGAGGAGAUGGUGAAGAAGCAUUCUCUGACCCUGCGGAACACCCCCACCUUCGUGCCUUACGAGAUCAAAGUCCAAGCGGUAAAUAAUUUAGGAUCUGGUCCUGAACCAAACGUUACCAUCGGAUAUUCAGGAGAGGACGUUCCAGAUGCCGCUCCUUCCGGUGUAUCAGUGGAUGUUGUGAACAGCACGCUGGUCAAAGUCUUCUGGUUUGGAAUACCAAGGGACAGAGUUCGUGGACAUUUAAGAGGCUACAAGGUCAGUUGGUGGAAAACAAAAAGCAUGCUGGACGGAAAAAGGCAUCACCCAGAGAAACACUUCCUCACGUUUGUAGGAGACAGAAACUAUGGGAUGAUUCCUGGUCUAGAGCCCUUCAGUGAAUUUCGCUUAACUGUUUUGGCUUACAACUCCAAAGGAGAUGGUCCGGAAAGCUCCCCCGUUGUGUUUGAAACUCCAGAAGGAGUCCCCGAACAACCACGUUUUCUAAGGAUCCUGAACUUUGACAAGGACUCUGUCACUCUGUCAUGGGGACUUCCCAAGAAAGCAAACGGCCACCUUACUGGCUACAUUUUGCAAUACCAGAUAAUAAAUGAAACACAUGAAAUCGGACCCCUGAACGACGUCAGCGUAACCAACCGCUCCACGCUCAGCUGGAGGCUUUCAGGUCUCAGCUCCAGUACCAAGUACAAAUUCUAUGUAAAGGCUUGUACAGUCAAAGGCUGUGGGAAGCCGGUCACAGAAGAAGGACUAACGAUGGCUCAAGGGAGUAAAGGGAUCGGCAAGAUUUCAGAAGCAGUAAACCCCACCCAAAAGUUUCACCCCAUUGAGGCACUUGAGCCUGGAACUGAAUAUACAGUUCGUCUAGUGACUAAGAAUUGGGUUGAUAACAAUAGCAUUUUUGAAGAUGUAAUUGAGACAAGGGGGAGAGCCUAUGCCGGCAUUUACGAUGGAAUUUCCACCCAGGGGUGGUUUAUUGGACUGAUGUGUGCCAUCGCUUUGCUCACCUUACUGCUGCUGACUAUUUGCUUUGUCAGAAGAAAUAAAGGAGGAAAAUAUUCAGUGAAAGAAAAAGAAGAUUUGCAUCCAGAUCCCGAAGCUCAAUCAAUAAAAGAUGAAAUCUUUGGGGAAUAUAGUGACAGCGAUGAAAAGCCGCUGAAAGGCAGCCUCCAGUCAAUUAACGGGGACAUUAAAGCCACCGAAAGUGCUGAUAGUCUGGUAGAUUAUGGAGAAGGGGAGCAUGGGAUGUUCAAUGAAGAUGGUUCAUUUAUUGGCGCUUAUUCUGGAUCUAAGGAAAAAGGAUCAGUCGAAAGCACUGGGAGUUCUACGGCAACUUUUCCUCUCCACGCCUAA